UGCGCCUCUGCUCCGGCUGGACCGCCGCGGAGGAGGCUCCUAGCGUCCGGCGCUGGGGGGCUGGCUCGCGAGGCCGCAGUGGCUGCUGCGGAUGGGAUCGGGCCGGCCCGGCGCGCCCAUGGAGCGCCACGGCAGGGCCGCCGCGUCCGCAUCCGCCUCGUCGGCGGCCCAGGAGCCGGCGCCCGGCGGCCCCGAAGGGCGGCGGCGAGAGCCGCCGCAGCGCCCGGCGAGCAGCGCGUCGGCGCCUGCGGUCGGGGGCUCGGUCCCCGCGGCGGCCGAGGGCGUGAGGCGGGACGCGCCCGGGGCCGGCGGCGGCGCCACCUCGCUCACCCGCCAGCGCGUCGAAGGCCUCCGGAAGAAGCGGCCGCUUUUUCCAUGGUUUGGCUUGGAUAUUGGUGGAACCCUGGUCAAGCUGGUUUAUUUUGAACCCAAAGACAUCACGACUGAAGAAGAGGAGGAAGAAGUGGAAAGUCUUAAAAGCAUUCGGAAAUACUUGACCUCCCAUGUGGCCUAUGGGUCCACGGGCAUUCGGGACGUGCACCUGGAGCUGAAGGACCUGACUCUGUGUGGACGCAAAGGCAAUCUGCACUUUAUACGCUUUCCUACUCAUGACAUGCCUGCUUUUAUUCAAAUGGGCAGAGAUAAAAACUUCUCGAGUCUCCACACUGUCUUUUGUGCCACUGGAGGUGGAGCGUACAAAUUUGAGCAGGAUUUCCUCACAAUAGGUGAUCUUCAGCUUCGUAAACUUGAUGAAUUAGAUUGCUUGAUAAAAGGAAUUUUAUACAUUGACUCAGUUGGAUUCAAUGGACGGUCACAGUGCUACUACUUUGAAAACCCUGCUGAUUCUGAGAAAUGUCAGAAGUUACCAUUUGAUUUGAAAAAUCCAUAUCCUCUGCUUUUGGUGAACAUUGGCUCUGGGGUUAGCAUCUUAGCAGUCUAUUCCAAAGAUAAUUACAAGCGCGUCACAGGUACCAGUCUUGGAGGAGGGACUUUUUUUGGUCUCUGCUGCCUUCUCACUGGCUGUACCACUUUUGAAGAGGCUCUUGAAAUGGCGGCUCGUGGAGAUAGCACCAAAGUGGAUAAGCUAGUGCGAGACAUUUAUGGAGGGGACUAUGAGAGGUUCGGACUGCCGGGCUGGGCUGUGGCUUCAAGCUUUGGAAACAUGAUGAGCAAAGAGAAGCGGGAGGCGGUCAGCAAAGAGGACCUGGCCAGAGCUACUUUGAUCACCAUCACCAACAACAUUGGCUCCAUAGCCAGAAUGUGUGCCCUUAACGAAAACAUUAACCAGGUGGUAUUUGUUGGAAAUUUCUUGAGAAUCAAUACGAUCGCCAUGCGACUUUUGGCAUACGCUUUGGAUUACUGGUCCAAGGGCCAGUUGAAAGCCCUUUUUUCGGAACACGAGGGUUAUUUUGGAGCUGUUGGAGCACUUCUUGAACUGCUGAAGAUGCCCUGAUCGUUACUGAGGCAGGUUUCCUGGAACCUUCCACACUGGGAUCUGUGGACUUUUUUUUUUUUUUAAGAGACUUCAUUUUUUUGAUUGUGUACUACCUGAAUCAAAGCAAGAAAGGACAAGUGUAUUUUUCUAAGUCAUCAAGAUAAAUUCUUAAAAAAUUUCAGUCUGAAGUAGUAAUCCAGCAAGGAAAGAACAAAACAAAACCCUAGUGGCCUUGCCGUAGCAGUGGGGAUUUGCCACGUGUGGGUCGCCUCCGAGUGUGGCCUCCUUAAUGCUGCUGCUUCCCGAAAUUCAGCAUCACUCACCGGAGUCCCUUCAGGGGAGCUGUUCUGUGUUGGCUGUGUCGUGUUUGAACUUGCUCUAUGUAAAGCAAGCCGCUAUGUGUUACAAUCUAAAGCGCAAUGUUGUCAAUAUGGCCUUGGAGAGCCUCUGUGCAUUCACUCUGCUGUAUGUAGUCUUGGUGUACCGUGAAACAGGUUUUAUUUCAAGGUUCUGCAGACGUCACCAGACAGGCUAACUUUCUGCCAUUGAACUCUGGUGAGGAACUGGCAGGCAGUCGGUCAACUCUGGGUGUCUUU
Molecule: messenger RNA, 2031 nt
Organism: Sorex fumeus (smoky shrew)
Lineage: Eukaryota; Metazoa; Chordata; Mammalia; Eulipotyphla; Soricidae
Gene: PANK2
Product: pantothenate kinase 2
Exons: 7
Coding region: 92-1453 (453 amino acids)
Biological process (GO): coenzyme A biosynthetic process
Cellular component (GO): nucleus; cytosol
Molecular function (GO): ATP binding; pantothenate kinase activity
Source: RefSeq, a predicted model, not a curated record